GCCCCAUAGAUAUCAGACAGGGUUAUGCUAGCGGUAGCCCUUUCCCUUUUGCUUAUUCUCCCUUCAUAUCUUCUGGAACCAGCUACCCUUCUCGUUUCUCGCCGAGAUAAAGCAACGGACAAGUGGCCAGCGGCGACUUACAGUACCUCAUUUCCCAGACUACGUAGGACCCAGACACGGCAGGUGAAUGGUGAACUGGACGGAUCCCGGUGUCAUCUCGAAAUGCAGCAGUAUUGUAGAACACACUAAUUUCAUAUGCCUUGGUUUGUACAUGUGGGAGUACGCAAGAUCAUGGCAAGUUGAACUUGCUUUGAUUUGCAGACGCAUGCAGCCUCGAUGGCCUCUGCUGCCGUACAUCUCCGGUCGCAUUCUUCUUCUGAUGUCCAUGGUUAUGAUUUGCUGGCUCAGCUCCCCGACUUCCCAGAACGCGGAUUGCCACAGCGCUUUUUUGGCCUUUGCUUUUGCAGGAAAUGCAUCCAUUGGUUGUUCUUCCUUGAACUUAAUGUUACGGCCAUUCUUAAUCUGGAGAGCAUUCAAAUGUAUCCGUAUAUUUCUGGUAUUAGCCACGGUUGGCCACUGGAUCAUCCUGCUGCGGGUAAUGAUCUCCUUCUCCGUCAUGAAAGUGAACGGUAGCUGUGGCUUCAUGGUCGUUGAUCAUACUGAUAUGAUCGCUAUGUUUGUCUACACGAUGGGUUAUGAUAUACUGGCGUUUGCUUUGACUAUAAUCGGCCUUCGAAAUACGCCAUCGUCUAAUGCAAUGUGGAGAACAUUGCGCAAACAGGGGAUAACAUAUGUCUUGGUCACCUGCUUGGCAAAUAUCAUACCAUCGGUUGUGGCUUCGUUGAAUCUGAAUCCUUCCAUGAAUGUUGUAUUUGCGAUGCCAGCAUCUGCCGUCAGUACUAUCGCAUCGAGUCGAAUAGUUGUUGCUUUCCUGGACGUACAGUCGAGUACCUCUACGGAAGAGACAAGUAGUCGAGAUGUGCCACUUACUACCAUGCUGACACUGCCCAGUUCAUCCUAUAUGGAUGCCCAUGACUUUGUAUGAUGUUUGGGACAAAAUCGAUCCCCGUCACAGAGCUUGCCACACAGACCAGGUUUGGGGAUAGUGAGGAAACCGCAUCAGUAGUGAUAUGGACUUCACCUCUUUCUCAUGCGCUAGACUCCCUUUUUAUUUAUUUAUAUUCAGCGAUAUUAUUGAGAUACUGAGUUCGCGAAAGAGUUUUUUGCU
Suillus subaureus is the source of this 1228-nucleotide messenger RNA. RefSeq lists its product as uncharacterized. The transcript has 16 exons. The record is from RefSeq and is a predicted model, not a curated record. Lineage: Eukaryota; Fungi; Basidiomycota; Agaricomycetes; Boletales; Suillaceae. Bases 188 to 1045 code for a protein of 285 amino acids.